This is a messenger RNA of Cicer arietinum (chickpea), 639 nucleotides long. Its product is annotated as small ribosomal subunit protein bTHXc. Gene Ontology annotation, cellular component: ribosome; plastid. The record is from RefSeq and is a predicted model, not a curated record. NCBI's taxonomy places the organism in Eukaryota, Viridiplantae, Streptophyta, Magnoliopsida, Fabales, Fabaceae. Gene Ontology annotation, biological process: plastid translation.
UAUUACCAAUUAAAUUUAAAACCAACAAAUGAAGCGAGUUACCAAAACAAAGAAAAAUGAAGUGAUUUUGUAACUAAAGGGAGCGAACACUGCACAUAUUCCCCUUUCUCAAACCAACCUUAUCCCAUUUAUCCUCUCAAUCAUGGCCAUGGCAUCACUACUUCUUGCAUCACCUUCUCCACUCUCCAUUCAAUUCAACACUUCUUCCUCUCAUCUUUCCUUCUCUCACUCUCAAACUUUUCAAUCACCACUCUUCGUUUCAUUCUCUUCCCUCUCUGCCUCUUCAACUUCCUCUCUUUCAGCAACCCCUUUUGUGUAUUGUGGCAGAGGCGAUAGGAAAACUGCGAAGGGGAAACGAUUCAACCGUUCGUUUGGAAAUGCAAGGCCAAGGAACAAGAACAAGGGUACAGGACCACCAAAGAUUUAUACUCCACCGGAUCCUACCAAGAAAGAGAAGCUUGAAGAUAAGGAGGUGAUGAAGAUUGAAAUUAAUGAAUCCCUCUUUAAUUGAUGAUUUUAGUGGUUUCAUUGUAUUUUUUUCUUCCGGUCUUUCAUGACUUGUAGUUUUUGAUAUAUGGAUUCCAUUUGGCAUUACUAUUUGGAUUUUGCUUGUUAUCUUUAUUUGAGUUCACUUCUCUA